Funneliformis mosseae is the source of this 177-nucleotide messenger RNA. NCBI's taxonomy places the organism in Eukaryota, Fungi, Glomeromycota, Glomeromycetes, Glomerales, Glomeraceae. The record is from the annotation of a GenBank genome assembly.
AUGGCAUUAUAUCUCAUUCGAAAUGGUUAUCCACCUAUUGUUUUCCAGCAAGUUCCGCGAGAAGAAUAUGGUGCUACAUUAUUUCUGGCACAAACGGAAAAAGAUUCAACAGGACUAAAACAUAUUCAAUGUUUUAAUGAGGUACCAAUUGACUUUUUAAUGAUCAAUGAUAACUAG